AUGACGGUCACAUCUACUGGACGACAAGUGACGGCAGGAAACCCAGCGAUAGCAAGACCCUUCGCCAUUAUGCAGCUUGUUGGCGGCGCACUGCUUCUCAUCACGCUCGUCACUGCCAUACUUGCUAAGGAUGUCAAGCGGAAUCUUAGCUGGAUCAGCUUCUGCUCCGCUAGUAUUAUAUCGUGUGUCGCCUACGACUUGCUCUUUUUCGUUGGACAACAAACUGGCCCGUCGCCCGACCGUGGGCUGUGUCUCGUCCAAAGUGCACUGGUACACGCAGUCCCAGUGAUGCAAGCUGGGGUGAACUUGGCCUUGAUCGCUCAUACCUGGACCUCCGUCCGCGCCGCUGUUUAUCAGAAGAAUAGGGUUUCCCGCUGUAAUCUAUUCAUUUUGUUCGUCGCAUUCCCGUAUAUCCUAACGAUAGCACUCUUCCUCGGCUUCCUAGUGUUUGCCAUCCAACAUCCGCAAACAGUCGAACGGGACAACAUGGGCGUUUAUUGCAAGAUUGUAUUUGACGGCGUACCUUCGAAAAUCACUGCAGGAAUUUCUGCGGUGUUGAUGCUUGUGUCCGUUAUAUUCGAAGUAAUCGUUGCAAGAAUGCUAAUACGACACUGGAAGUUGCUUUGCCACAGUGGGAUGCCCCGCUCGUUUGUCAUCCGUGUACUGGUUUUCAGCGCCGUCGGGGGCUUGGUACUGGUCCUGACGAUGGUCUAUGUAGUAUCAGAUGGCGGCGGCACGGGCGCCGAUUUCAUUAUGGCAUCUCUGCCUCUAAUAUCAAGCUUAGUAUUUGGGACACAGGAGGACCUAAUACGUGCGUGGAUGUUCUGGAGGCCACCUAGACCUAUGGCAGUGAAGCCCAUCCGGGCACGAAACGACAGUGAAGGAACGUUAGAGUGA
Molecule: messenger RNA, 897 nt
Organism: Pleurotus ostreatus (oyster mushroom)
Lineage: Eukaryota; Fungi; Basidiomycota; Agaricomycetes; Agaricales; Pleurotaceae
Exons: 10
Coding region: 1-897 (298 amino acids)
Source: RefSeq, a predicted model, not a curated record